Entrophospora candida is the source of this 393-nucleotide messenger RNA. Lineage: Eukaryota; Fungi; Glomeromycota; Glomeromycetes; Entrophosporales; Entrophosporaceae. The record is from the annotation of a GenBank genome assembly.
AUGAUAAAUUCAACACAUGCAGAAAUUCUACAACUUUAUCGUUCUUUUUUACAUGUAAUAGAAAACUGGCCUGCUGACCAUUUAAGACCAAAUCGUAAUUUAAAACAAGUUUUACAUUUACGGGUAACUGAAGGUUUUCAGAAAAAUAUGAUUAUUAAUGACCCAGAAGUUCACAAUAAAUUGGUUACUGAGGCAGAAAUUGAACUAGAUGCAUUAAAACGUUUAGCAAAUAAUGAGUUCAAGGAAAAGUAUCCACUUUCAGAUAAAAUGCAUACACCAGCAUCAAACCCAAAAUAUUAUACCAGAUUAAUUGCAGAAAUUGAUAAAGCAGCCAAAGCAAAAAUAGUUGAAGGUGCUAAGAAACCUUCAUUUUGGAAAAGGAUUUUUGGAUGA